This is a messenger RNA of Acanthoscelides obtectus, 264 nucleotides long. NCBI's taxonomy places the organism in Eukaryota, Metazoa, Arthropoda, Insecta, Coleoptera, Chrysomelidae. The record is from the annotation of a GenBank genome assembly.
AUGUCCUCAAUUACACCUCAACCAUCAACUUCUAAACAUGCUGAUGAAUUGGAAUCCCCACCGUCUUCUUCUGAAGAAGCUGGAGACAUAAGAAAAAAAAUCAUAAAGUCCUAUACUCAGAAAUAUACCGCUGCAUGGGAACAAGAACCUGAAUUUAAAGGUUGGCUGAGAAGCGGCAAGAAAGUAUCCAAUUAUGCAUUCUGCAAGGUAUGCAAUAAAGAUUUUAUAUGUGACAAAUCCGAAAUCCAGAAACAUUUUUCAUGA